AUGGCAAGCUACAAGGUCGCGGCGCCAGAUGAGUAUCUGGCCAUCACCGGCAUGGGCAUCAAGACGGUGAAGAUCUGCAAGGCUGCAUGGCUGUGGCCUAUGCAGCGCUGCAUGCGCUUCUCCGUCCAGCCCCACGACUACGCCAUGAACCUGCAGGCUAUGACCAAGGAGAAGCUACAGUUCCUUCUCCCGGUCGUCUUCACCGUCGGCCCCAACCUGAACCACCGCGGCGCCAAUGCCAAGCUGCCAGGCGGCGAGCCGGGGCUCUUGGCCGGCGACGACCAUGGGAGCAGCACCGCUCACGGCGACGACAAUACCCAUACCCCCAACGUCAACGCUCAUGACUUCCGGCGCGAGGACCGCGGGGACGCCCUGAUGAAGUAUGCCAUCCUCCUGGCCGACUCGGGCGGCAAGCAGCAGAACCACAGCCCCCAGUUCCUCGAGAACAUCGUCAAGGGUAUCAUUGAGGGCGAGACGCGCGUGCUGGUGUCGAGCAUGACCAUGGAGGAGAUCUUCACUGAGCGGGAGGUCUUCAAGCGUCGUAUCUUCCGCAACAUCCAGGGCGAGCUUGACCAGUUCGGACUGAAGAUUUACAACGCCAAUGUGAAGGAGCUCAAGGACGCGCCUACGAGCAACUACUUUGAGUCGCUCUCACGAAAGGCUCACGAAGGAGCGAGUAACCAAGCAAGAAUUGACGUCGCGGAAGCCCAACUGCGCGGCAACGUCGGUGAGGCCAAGCGUAAGGGUGAGCAGGAACGUGAGCUUGCCAAGAUCAACGCCGAGACAGCGGUGCAGAAGACGGAGCGCGAUGUGGAGCGGGCGCAGGCCGAGGCUUCGCUGGCAUCCAGGAAGACGCUCCUAAACAGGGACGUCGACAUUGCGCGCAUCGAAGCUACGCGCGCCACCGAGGCCAAGGACGAGGACCUGAAGCGCGAUGUCGAGAUCCGCCGCGCCGCCGCCGAGAUGGAGCGCCUGCGCGCCACCGACGUCGUCAAGGCCAGCAUCUUGCGAGAGUCCAAGCAGCAGGCCGCCGACGCCGCUGCCUACGCCAUCGAGGCCGACGCGCGCGCCAACUUUGAGAAGAACAAGCGCGCCACCGACGCCGCCGCAUACAAGACCAAGCUCGACGCCCAGGCCAACGCCGAGGCCGACUUCAACCGCGUCACCAAGAACUCGGAGGCCGCCGCCUACAAGACCAAGCUCGACGCCGAGGCGUGGAGCCACGCGGCCAUCCAGAACGCCGAGGCGAACCUGCAGAAGAAGCUCAAGGAGGCCGAGGGUCUGGCCGCCAUGGCCGACGCCUACGGCAAGCUGGGCCAGGCCUUCGGGGGCCCCGCCGGCCUGCUGCAGUACAUGAUGAUCGAGAAGGGCACCUACGUGGAGCUGGCCAAGGCCAACGCCACGGCCAUCCACGGCCUCGAGCCCAAGAUCAGCAUCUGGAACACGGGUUCCCAGGCCGGUUCCGAGGGCGCCGGCGGGAGCAACGUCGACACCAUGCGGAACAUCUACCAGAUGCUGCCGCCCCUGAUGACCACCAUCAACGAGCAGACGGGCAUCUCGCUGCCCGAGUGGCAGUUUGGCAGGCUGGCUGGGCAGAUGUCGGAGAUUGAGAGGCGCGACGGGAAGGCCGUCAACGGGAAGCAGUAA
Molecule: messenger RNA, 1647 nt
Organism: Phialemonium atrogriseum
Lineage: Eukaryota; Fungi; Ascomycota; Sordariomycetes; Cephalothecales; Cephalothecaceae
Product: putative flotillin domain-protein
Exons: 2
Coding region: 1-1647 (548 amino acids)
Biological process (GO): protein localization to plasma membrane
Cellular component (GO): plasma membrane
Source: RefSeq, a predicted model, not a curated record